UAUAAAAGACCACCCACUUCCAUCGAGAAGUGUCAGUGCCGACCCAGCAAUCGUAGCUGCAGACAUGAUCGCUCAGGUGACGCUGUUGUUGGUCAUCUCGACCGUGGCUUUUGCCGGAGGAUACGGCGGAUACGGCCACCACGGCGGUUCCAGCAAGACGUACAGGAAACAGAAUGACCACGGUCACUACAGCUUCGGCUACGACAUCGUCAACGGCAAAGGCGCCGUCAACGGCCGCCACGAGACCGGUUCGGCGUACGGCCCCGUGCACGGCUCGUACUACCUGGGUGACAUCGACGGCCGCCACCGGCAGGUGCACUACGUGGCCGACAAGUGGGGCUUCCGGGCCAUGGUGAAGACCAACGAACCGGGAACCAAGAGCAGCCUUCCGGCCGCCGCUCCUUACCAUUCGGCGCACGGCAAGACGGUGCCUGCCUACGGACACGGCGGAUACGGUGGAUACGGUGGCUACGGAGGCUACGGAGGAUACGGUGGCUAUGGUGGAUAUGGAGGCUACGGUGGCUACGGAGGCCGUGGAUAUUACGGCUAGGACGUAGUCGUCGUUUAUCUAGUGCUCCCACGUCUGUCUCCGUUGUUGUGCUGUCCUUGUCCGCUGUUCCUGUGAUUCGUGGCUACUUCCUGUCUUCCCUGCUUUAGCAUAUUUAUGAAAACCAAAGAAAAGUACCGGAUAACAGAAGACCUCGUGUGUGCUCGCCCGUGUCAAGACGACGACGACAUUUCCUCAAAUGUGCGCUUUCCUUCUUCUGCUGGUGAUACCACUGUGCCCUCUCGCUCUUUGUGGCGUUUUGCUUUUCCAGUGUCCGCGUCUCCGCUUUAUGUGUAAGAACGCAGUGUAAAUAAAUGUACAAUACCUACAAAUCAUA
This is a messenger RNA of Dermacentor albipictus, 884 nucleotides long. Its product is annotated as adult-specific rigid cuticular protein 15.7-like. Gene Ontology annotation, cellular component: chitin-based extracellular matrix. The record is from RefSeq and is a predicted model, not a curated record. Gene Ontology annotation, molecular function: structural constituent of chitin-based larval cuticle. NCBI's taxonomy places the organism in Eukaryota, Metazoa, Arthropoda, Arachnida, Ixodida, Ixodidae.